GUGUGCGAGGUUUAAAAAUGGAGCGGGAAAGCGAUUUCACUGCCGCCUCCAUGCCACAGAUGACGGCGAAGGCGGCCUUUGUGGAUUGUGGCCCCUCAGAGGGUUGUUCUUCGGACGUCUUCGCUGAGAUCGAGUCGACAGCCGCUGGGUGGAUGCUGGAUUUUGCCUGUCGCUGCCUGUGCCGCCAUUUUUGCGAGGGCAACCGGAUCGACUUCGAGAGGAGCAGAGACCUGGCCCUGGCUGUUAUUAAAGGAUUGCACAAAAUAGAAACUCAUCAAAGGGAAACAGUGUGCCUCUGUCAGCUGUUGACAUAUAUUGCAGAAGGAAAAAUAUUUGGUUCAGAUUUUGGAGAUGACCAAAGACUUUCACCACUGGAAAAUGCUUUGUCAGUUUGGAUUUCAUUUCUAAAAACACAAAGCAAACAAGAUAAAUUGCAUAAAGAUAUCAAGUGCUUAAUUCAGAUUCAGGCAGUCGCUAUAUAUAUGGAAAAAGGAUAUUUUCAGGAGGCUGCAGAAGUGAUAGAAAGACUUUUUCCAGAAUCUUCCUCCAAGGAGCCUUUAAGAAUGAAGCUUUCUGCAAUAUUAAAACAAAAAGAUCCAUAUCAUCCAUUUCUUCGAUUUUUCAGUUUUAAUCUUUUGACUGAGAGAAUUAAAACUUAUAUCAAUAUUUUCUUGAAAAAAGAAACCAACAAUUUUUUAAUGAAGGAAGCUACAAAAGAGGUGAAAACAAAAAGUUUGGAAAAUAUAAUGCUACCUGUACAAUGCAACAGUACAGUUGAAAAAGAGAAAGAAAAUCAUUUGGGAAACACACCAAACACCCUGCUAAAAUUACAUAAACGUUCCUGUUUCUUACCUGAUCAGUCAUUUUGGAAACCAAAGCAGAUACGGAUUUCCCCCAUGCCUCAAAGUAUAAAACGAAAAACUCUUCAAUGUAAACAAAAUCUGCAAAAUACUAUAGAUGCUCUACAAGAUGAGUCUCUGCCAGCUUGUCAGAAAAAACAGCCAUGGAAGUGGGAAGAAGACCAGAAAUUAAAAAAUGGUGUACAGAAGUUUGGAGUUGGAAACUGGAUGACAAUUCUUCAGAAUUAUGACUUUAAUAAUAGAACCAAUGUUAUGUUAAAAGACAGAUGGAGAACUUUAGUUAAGUUAGACUUGGCCUAAGUUGUUUUUUCCUCUAAUACUCCACCUAUUACUUACCUCUUUAUAUUUUGAUGAUGAUGUGAUGAACUUACCAGGUUGUGUCUUAAAUAAAUAUAAAACAAACUAUUUUAUGCAGUUAUAGUUCCUAAAAAUAGUUUUUGAUGUCUUCAGUUGAUUUUUGAAAAUUUAGAGGUGAUAAGAUGUUAAGUUGAAAGUCUAUUACCUAGUUAUCAUCUGAAUAAAGUUGCUUAAGACAAGCAACUUCAAAUUGAUUUAACCUUUCAUUCUGGAGAGCUUGUAAGAAAUUCAGGCUAAUACCUUGCAGGAUCAAAACUACUGCAAAGUUAAGACAUAAGUAGAGUCUUAAGCAGACAAGUUUAAAAUUGAUGUUGGAUCUGUUUAACUAAGGACAUCCUCAUUGUUCUAUGCAAAGGGGACAGGGAGAUUAAAUUUUUCAGUGCAAGAAAUACUUUACCAAAGAAAUCAUGCUUUAGGGUAUAGGAGUAUUUCUGCAACUCCUUCCAUAAUCUUUUUUAGGGUUCGGGGACUGAUAAUUUGGCUCCUGCAAUGCUUUAUUGAGUUAACUAUUCAAAUAUGAAAGCAUUAUGUUCAACUUGUGAGCAACACUAAAGUGAAAUGUAGAGAUUGUGCUUCUGGUCAUUCUAACAAAUAUAUUGUGUUUUUAAGUUCAAUUCAGAGUGCUGCAUUUUUAAUUUG
This is a messenger RNA of Pseudonaja textilis, 1856 nucleotides long. It is a transcript of the gene TERF1, whose product is annotated as telomeric repeat binding factor 1. Gene Ontology annotation, cellular component: nuclear telomere cap complex; nucleus; chromosome, telomeric region. Gene Ontology annotation, molecular function: G-rich strand telomeric DNA binding; protein homodimerization activity; microtubule binding. NCBI's taxonomy places the organism in Eukaryota, Metazoa, Chordata, Lepidosauria, Squamata, Elapidae. The record is from RefSeq and is a predicted model, not a curated record. Gene Ontology annotation, biological process: negative regulation of telomeric D-loop disassembly; negative regulation of DNA replication; telomere maintenance via telomerase.